Molecule: messenger RNA, 1934 nt
Organism: Ruditapes philippinarum (Manila clam)
Lineage: Eukaryota; Metazoa; Mollusca; Bivalvia; Venerida; Veneridae
Product: zinc finger protein 37-like
Exons: 3
Coding region: 126-1883 (585 amino acids)
Biological process (GO): regulation of transcription by RNA polymerase II
Molecular function (GO): DNA-binding transcription factor activity, RNA polymerase II-specific; RNA polymerase II cis-regulatory region sequence-specific DNA binding
Source: RefSeq, a predicted model, not a curated record
UAUAUUUUCAGGAUUUUCUUUCUGGAUCAACAAUUUAGAGACUGUGCUAUUUAUUUAUUUUACAUUCACCAAUUAUUUAUUCGGUGAAGAAGUUCGAGCAGAAUUAUACGCUCGAGAAUACAACCAUGGAUAGCCGACAAAUAUCUUCCGCACAAGAGGAGGAAUUCACGUGCACUCAAUGUAUGGACUGUUUUGAAGAUCGUGACGCGUUGUUCAAACACGUUAAACUCGUGCAUCAACAACACGUGCAGUCAAGAAGAAAAUUCAGAUGCGACCACUGUCAAAAGACAUUUAAAUCUAUGAGUGGAUUAAGGAAUCAUUCAAGAACUCACUCGGAUUAUUUCGCAUUAAGUGCAGAGGUCCUUAAUGCGGGUAUUGAUGACACUGUUUCAUUCUAUAACACGGGUAGAACCAGAACAGUUGACGACUGCAAUUUAACAACUGAUUCAGAUUCCAUGCAAGAAAAUUACAAUGGCGGUAAUAGUGUUUUCAAAUUGGAUGAUAUUGUUUCUAGAAAUGCAGACAAUGUUGAACAUUCAGUGGUUAACAGUGCAUUCAAUUCAGAUAAAAUUGUUGAUAAUGUAAUCGUUGCUAUUUGUAAAAGAAGAAGAAGAAGUAGUAUUCCAGUUCCUAUCGGCAGAUCGCUGAUUCCAGACAGAAAAUCAAAAGAAUUGUUACCUAAAUUGAACGGAAAUUUAGGCGAGGAGAGCACCAAGAACAGUGACAAAACAAAUUCUUCUGAACAUCUCAAUGUCGGACAAGAAUCUAGGAUAAACAUACACGCUCUUAACGAAAAUAAUAUUCACAAAGCCAGUCGUGACGUUCAACAGACAGUGACAAUCAGUUCACCGUUUGGGAAAAAAUAUGCCCCGAAAACAGCUAAUCUGGUUACACCCAAGAGUAGAAGUAGAUCGCGUUCACGAACUCCUAGAAACAAGACAAGAACGCCAAGCAACGCAACGAGAACACCAAACAGCAGGACGAGAACACCAAAUAACAGAAUGAGAACACCACACAGUGGGACAAGAACACCAAAUAGCAGAAUAAGAACACCGAAUGGCGGAACGAGAACACCAAACAGUGGAAAACGCACGCAUCAAAAUAGAAAUGAUUAUAUCAGUAACGCAUAUAAUUGUAAGAAAUGCGGUAAAUCUUUUGUGGAUAAAUCAAAGUUGGAUGUGCAUUUUGCUGUGCAUAUCAGAGAAACUCCAGAGAAAUGUGGCAUUUCAAAGAAUUUACUAAAGAAAACGCCCACGCAUAAGAUGACGGAAUUUCAACGUGCCGACCAUCUACUCGACAAUAACGCAACGUUCUCGUGCAAAUUAUGUGCACGUACAUACGACAAGAAGUGUUAUCUUGACGCUCAUAUGAAAACCCACGACGCUGAAAUCCCAUUUAGCUGUACAUAUUGUGACAAAAAAUUCCGUUUUUUGUCAUCACUGAAAGCGCAUAGUUUUGUUCACUUGGAAGAAUCAAAAUUUCACGACUUUCACUUAAAAGCGUUAACAUCAAAAUAUCAAAGUACUGUCGGCGCAACACCUGCACUUACAGACGAUUCGAUGCAAAGGUCAACAGGACUGAAUAUAUUCACAAUUCUGCCACGAAAUGGUGACGAAAAUAUAAAUAGCCUGGUCAAUAUUGAUUUCCCUUUCUCGUGCAAAAUGUGUGAUUUCAAAACACGCGCGCCUUCAGAAUUGCUGUUUCAUAUCAAGUCACAUUCAAAUUCAGGAUCUUAUAAAUGUGCCCAUUGUUUCAAAGCAUACAGACUUCAGAAAAAUCUCAAAACACACGAGAAAGUUCAUACUAUAAAUAGAUUAAAACAUCUUUUAAUGGACAAUAGUAACAAAACAACUGGGACCUCCAGAACAAUACUCCAAAUCUGAGUAACUCAUUUGCUUAGAUAAUGUCCACGUAGUUUGUAUAUAUAUAUUUCC